Messenger RNA from Daktulosphaira vitifoliae (grape phylloxera), 1628 nucleotides. RefSeq names its product SH3 domain-containing protein 19-like. Gene Ontology annotation, molecular function: protein binding. NCBI's taxonomy places the organism in Eukaryota, Metazoa, Arthropoda, Insecta, Hemiptera, Phylloxeridae. The transcript is spliced from 8 exons. Bases 216 to 1274 code for a protein of 352 amino acids. The record is from RefSeq and is a predicted model, not a curated record.
UUAUUUUAUUUAGUUUUUAGUUGAUAUUAUGUCUCUGUUAAUUAUAGUUCACGAACGUUAAAAAAAUUUAUCAGGAAAUAAAUAGUCGUUGUGUUUUAAGAGAUUGAAAUUAAAUAUUAUCGUAUUCGAAGGUCAUGAUAUUUAUUUUCGUGUCAAAGUGAUAAAUAAAAUAUUACAUUUACAAAUUCUAGAUAAAUGUAUACAUUUGUUUAGCUAUGUCGAAUUGGACAGCUUUCACUUCUGAAAAAUCACCUAAAAUUCCCAAUCGUCCUGCACCUCCACCACCAAAAACUGUUAAAUCAUCAAAUCAAACAAAAUUAGCCAAAGUUUUGUCUUUAAAACCAUCUAAAUCUCAAUAUGGGGUACAGCAGCCUAUAAAAAAAAAACCGCCUCCUAGACCUCCACCUCCAAAAUUUGCUUUGCCUCAAAAAAGUCAAAGUAAAACAGGUCUAUCAACACUAAUUGGAUUUAAAGCAAAACACAGUGUUCCAACACCGCCACCUUGGGUUGGAAAACAAAAUGAAAUCAAAAUUACAUCAGGAUCAUCUAAAUUAGCUUGCUUAAUAGACCUAAGUUCACCUCCAACAUCUCCUACUUCAACUCAUAAAUCUAGUAGUGAUGGAAAUAGUGUAGAUAGCUUUAACAGUGAUUUUGGACCAUGGAAAGAAUCUCAAGCAGAAAGUAGUGGCUUUGAAGAUGACUUUGAUUUAUUAUCUUCACAUGUAGAUACAGAUUACUUAAAAAAAACAAUUUUAAAUGCUCAAAAUAUUGAACUAUCACCUCCACCACCAUCAUUACCACCACCUAUGCUACCACCAGAUGCAUUAAAUGUAUUAUUAAAUGGUCCUCAAUUACCUCCACGUCCGAGUAAAGACAUGUCUCUCUCAAAAUCACAGUGUGUUGCUCAAUUUGAUUAUUUUUCUGAACAUCCAGACGAUUUAGUUUUUAAGCAAGGAGAUGAAAUAUCUUUAAUUCGAAAAGUUAAUGAUGAGUGGUUAGAAGGUGAAUUGGAUGGACGAAGUGGUAUGUUUCCAAUUAAUUAUGUGAUUGUAAGAACAGCAUUACUAGAAGAAAUAUCAAAAAAUCAAAAUUUUCAUAAAGUUAUAGCAGUUUUUUCAUUUAAACCUGAAUGCUGGGAGGAUUUAAAUAUACAAGAAGGUGAUGAAAUUCAAGUUUUACGAAGAAUUAAUGAUGAUUGGUUAUAUGGUGAAUGUAAUGGUUCAAAAGGUCAAUUUCCAUCAAAUUUUGUUACCGAACUUCCUGAAGAAAUGUGAUACAAUAUAUAAAUUACCAAAACUAAGUUUAAGAUACUAUUAAAGUUGUACAUUAAUGAAAUGUGAUAAUUAAUUCUAAAAUAUAAAUAGAGCAUGUGUUCAAAAAUAGAAUUUAAUUCAAAAAUUGUAUAGGAUAAAUGAACAAUAUUUUAUGUUUAAUUUGAUAUUAAAUAACAGGGUAUACGGAAAUUGAACAAAGUAAAGAAAUUUUAAAUAAAAUAUGAACAUUUUUUAUUUAUGUUAAUGUAUUUUAGUUAUUGUUAUGUUAAUGUAAUCAUUUUUUAAAGAUAAAAGCCAUUAUAAACAUGCAUGAAAUUUAUAUAUUUAUAUAUGUUAAGCAUAAUUUUAAUAAUA